Messenger RNA from Micropterus dolomieu (smallmouth bass), 971 nucleotides. RefSeq names its product GRAM domain-containing protein 2A. The transcript has 10 exons. Gene Ontology annotation, biological process: regulation of store-operated calcium entry. Gene Ontology annotation, cellular component: endoplasmic reticulum membrane; extrinsic component of cytoplasmic side of plasma membrane; organelle membrane contact site. Gene Ontology annotation, molecular function: phosphatidylinositol-4,5-bisphosphate binding. The coding region runs from base 15 to 971 and encodes 318 amino acids. The record is from RefSeq and is a predicted model, not a curated record. NCBI's taxonomy places the organism in Eukaryota, Metazoa, Chordata, Actinopteri, Centrarchiformes, Centrarchidae.
CCAGGCCAGUCACGAUGAUGUCGGAGACUUUGGAGCAGAGUGACGACGUCCUGCCCCUCCACGAGGUGGAGCCCCACAAGGAGGACGACGGACACUGCCCCCUGCCUUUCAGGCUGCAGCUGAUCGACGACCUGUCCUACGAAGACGUGAAGAAGUGUUACAGAGGAUCAACCGUCAGCAAGUACAACUCUCAGUACCACAAACUCUUCCAGACCGUCCCCACAGAGGAGAUCCUGAUGAAAGUGUAUUCGUGUGCGUUGUUGAGAGACAUCCUGCUGCAGGGUCGACUCUACAUCUCCAGGAACUGGCUGUGUUUCUACGCAAACCUGUUUGGUAAAGACAUCAAGGUCUGUAUACCAGUGGUGUCAGUUCGGCUGGUGAAGAAACACAAGACAGCCGGCCUGGUGCCAAACGGGCUGGCCAUCACAAUGGACACCGGACAGAAGUACGUGUUUGUGUCCCUGCUGUCCAGAGACAGUGUCUACGACGUCCUCAGGAGGAUCUGCACUCACCUGCAGGUGAACGGGAAGAGUCUGAGUCUGAAGCAGUACCUGGAGGAGCCCAGCUCUCUGUCUAUGGACGAGUUUCCAGAGGUGUUGAAGUGGAGGAGGAAGCCCUCGCUCCCCGCCGUCUCCUCGUCCCUCCCAGACUUGCUGGGAAACUCCACCCCCGGCCUCACCGCCGACACGACCUUCAGCACGCACACGCUCACCGACAGCAGUUUGGAAACAGAGAAGAUCCUGCUGACAGAACCAGUACCUGAACUGAGUCACAUGGAGUACCAGCUGCUGAAACUCUUCAUCCUGCUCGUCUUCCUGUUGGUCCUGUCUUCCUGCUAUCUGGCCUUCAGAGUUUGUCGUCUGGAGCAGCAGCUGAGCUUCCUGAGCAGCCAGCCGACACUCAGAGAGAGGUACGCACACGUUAAUGAGGGCGCUCAUUUACAUAAAACAUGUCCCGGCUUCGAAACCUAA